Arabidopsis thaliana (thale cress) is the source of this 2111-nucleotide messenger RNA. Its product is annotated as translocase subunit seca. The transcript has 4 exons. The coding region runs from base 256 to 807 and encodes 183 amino acids. NCBI's taxonomy places the organism in Eukaryota, Viridiplantae, Streptophyta, Magnoliopsida, Brassicales, Brassicaceae. The record is from RefSeq and is marked reviewed.
AUAAAUUGAACAAGGGACCUCUCCAAUGGCCCCUUCUCUCGUCCUUCUUCUUCUGUCUAACAAUACACUACCACACACUUUCACGCUCUCUUCUCUCACACCUUUCUUCUUCCUCACCCAAAAUUCUUCUCUCUAUGUUCUUCUUCAUCUUCUAGCUCUCUCAUCUCUUCUUCUCGCCAUAGCUUCACCUUCCUUCUCAAGCUGUACAGUUAAAGCUUAAGAUUAAUUUUCGUUAAUUUUAAAUUCGAAGAAAAGAUGAAUCACUUUGCGGUUCAACCAAACGCGUUCGCUGCCGGCGGAGAUUUGAGAAGCAGCUCCGUUUCAGUUGUUGAAAGAGAUCAAACCACCGUCGUUUGUCCAAAACCACGUCGUAUUGGUCUCCGUAACAACCAUCACCAUCCUUCUCGAUCUCUCCGUUGUUACUUCAGUCAUCAAUUGGAGCUUUGUGAAUCCAAAGCAGAGACUGAUAUCUUAGAUAUCAUACUCACCAAGGAUGGUUAUGGUGCAGAACAAGUUAAUAAGCAGGUAAUAGACUCGCCGUCCCCGUUUUUAUGUGGGUCGCCGCCGAGCAGAGUCGCUAACCCAUUAACACAGGAUGCUCGAUUUCGAGAUGAGAUUGUAUCGGUUUCUUCAGUGAUUCCGCCUCAGUUGGGUUUACCUCCUUCUUCAUCUCCUUCUUCUUCCUCUGGGAGGAAAGGAGGAUGUGUUGUUAGAGGCAAUUUUGGUAACAGCCCAAAGGUUAGAGUUGAAGGGUUUGAUUGUCUUGACAGGGAUAGCAGAAACUGCAGCAUCCCUGCCUUGGCUUAGAAACGAAACCCGAAACGAACCCUUUUAGGAUUUUCAUACAUACUCUUUUGAGUUAACUCACAAAAAAAAAAAAACAAUUAGUGCGUCGUAAAUAUAAGUGUUAAGGAGAUUGAGAUGUUGUGUGGAAUCUUUGAGGGGGGAAAGAGGAGAUCGAUGAUCCUUUUGGAGUUUGCUUUUUUCAAGAGUGUAAAUAGGUAACGGAGCAAUUUUCUGGGUUAAGUUUUAUUAAGUAUCUAGUGUUUUUUUGUGGUUAUUUUGUAAGUAUUAAGGAGAGUAAAAAUAAAAGAGUUAGGUUUUGAAGAGAUAUUAAAUAUUUGGGAAGGUCAGAUUUCUUUGUAUGGUUCAUUUGUGUAAAGUAAAGAAAGAGAUUUGGACCUAAUCAGUGAGAGAGAUAGGAAAAAAGAAGGGUAUUUUCGAUAUUUUUUUUUUAUUUUUUUUUUUGGAGAGUCGGUUUCGAUGAGGGAAAAAAAUUUGUACAAAAAGAAAUUCAAAUGAUAUUUUACUUUGAAAGCAGCGAAUCUGUUGUUUCUGAAAAGAUGUGGUUUUUGAGGAAAAUGAUGUAAUGUGUAAAAAAGCUGUGAUCUGAGAAAUGCCAUGUGUUGAACUAACGUUGGAGACUAUUCAAAAUAUCUGGUUGGUUUAGUUAUUACAUAUAAUUAAAUCUUCAUCUCCCAGAAAAAAAUAUCUUUACUUUUACCGUCAGUGAAUUAUGGAAUGUGGAAUAUGCAAUAAAAUUAUGAGUUAAAGACACAUUCAAUUAUUCUAAAAAAGGAGUUGUAACUUGUAAGGUUAAAAAAAGAAAAUAAAAGUCAAGGUAACUUGAAAGGAUUAAAAAGGUGAAAUGAAAAUGUGUGAAUAUAUUCGUGAUAAGAUAAAGUGUUCCUUUAAAAAAAAAAUUAUGAGAAAUAAGGGAAGAGAAAAAGGAGAGGCAGAAAUGAGAAAGAACAUGCGGUCUGAGCGCAUCUUCAACGCUUUUGGUUGCAAGGAUAUCGUCAGAUCUGUGAAAGUCUGACACUCUGCUACUUCUGCUCCUUCUCUUUUUUUUUUAUUUUCUCCUUAUUUUAUUUCAAAUUAUUAUUAUAUGAUGUUUUAAUUUGACAAAGUUGUUGCAGAUCCUUUAAAGAAGUCCACGGGCCACAAAUUCACAUAUGGGGUUUGAAGACUGGACAUAUUCUAAAAGCCCAUUGGAAGCUGUAAUCAUUCAUACUUCAAUAAAUGUGUUAUUUUUGUUAUCGAUUCAUAUAUAUUAAUCCUAAUUCAGAGUAUUAACAGUGGGUUUCUAAUAUAUGCAAUAGUAUAGUAAC